AGACAAGUUAGGUCUUUGGUAGAACCCAGGUUGUUGCGGUCGUUCCUUUCGUACACAGACUUGUCGCUGAUUAAAUCUCGGGUUCAAAAUGGCGCGGGAACUUGAGGAAAAACAUUCAGUGGAGAUGCCAUCUUGUUUGCGUGCGCUCUUUGAACAAACAAGCAGUGAACAGCAAGACAAAUGGUUUGCAAACAACGCUCGUUUUUCGACGAAAUCGCACAAAUCGAUACUGUCAUUCAAUGGCAUGGCCCUUCCACCACCUCUGCUCACAGAGAAAGAGCAAGCUGAAAUGCGUCAGCAUAGAAGGGAAGCAGUCAAAUGUGAAGCCAAAAUGUUUGAAAGAAGGAGAGAAAGGUAUUCAGGUCUACUCCUACAAGUCAUGUCAGUCGUGGACAGGAUUCAGAAACAAAGGGAUUUGAAGGAGUCAACUGAAGCUCAAUUUGAUGAUCAAGAUUUAAGAGAGAGGACACUUACUUCAGAAAAUGAUCAGACAGGAAGCAGAACAUUAUAUCCAAAUAAUAUGCAAUCUGCUUUGUUUGAGACUGACUUUGAUAGAAGAUAUGUGUGUGAUGCUACUUCCAACACUGAAAGAAAUUCAAAACAAGAACAGUUCAGUUCAUUACUAGGAGACUGGACUGAAAGCAGUAAUCACAAUGAGCAAACAAGCAGAGUGAACAGUCAGAUGGAUUAUUUACCAGAAUCUACAAAUACCAACUCUGGAAAUCAAAGAGGAACAUAUAAAUACCAUGGCCAUCCAUUAAGAAAUGAGAAUUCUAGGGAAGAAUUUACAAGUUUGCCUGGAAAAUUUGCAAGUGAAGAUUUCCUGUUUAGCUCCACUCAAAAUAAGGAAACCUUUGAUUUUAAAAGACCACUUUCAAAACUCUCUGUUGCUUCAGACAUUACUUUGCGAGGCUCCCUUGAAUUGUUUCUAGACAAGAAGGGACAAGUGUCUGAUUCACUUGCAUCUACUGUUUUGUCUGUGGCCUCAUCAGAUUACAGUGCUCCAACUGUACAAUCAUCCGUUAUAGAAUCACAGCCCACAGGAUCUUCCAUUCAACAGAGUACAGAUUCACCAGCUGAGAGCAUCCAUGACAAAAACUUUGAAGACAAGACAAGAUUGCCAUCCACAAGGCAAAUACCAAGCGGCAAGACUCACUCAAAGAUAGUUUCAGGAAAACAAGAGUCUGAGAAACAAAAAGCUAGAAAUAUACCAGCUGUCCAAGACCAAGAUAAAACUCUGGCAAACUUGGAAAAACUAAGGCAAAAACUCCUUGAGGAAAAACAAAAGCAACUAGAUGCUCUGAAGCAACAGGAGCUGAAAAGGCUUCAAAAACAAAAAAGGGUACAAGGAAUUGGUUCAGAGCAUACAUAUGCUUCCUUUCAUAGCCACAGCGAGCAUUGUACAAUGGAGAGACCACGGUCUAGUUCUGUACCUUUGACAAAGCAAUCAGACCUAACACAGGCACUCCUUGAGGAAUCAGAAAGUCAUACAGUUAAAACUGAUAGAUCAUCUGCAGAUUAUCACAGACCAGGAACAGCACCCCUUCGUAGACCUAUUUCAAUGCCUCCAGGUGAAAUGUACUCUAUUCUAGAGCUAAGUGGAGAGAAUCUUGAUUUUGAUAACCAUGAUGAAGACAAUGUUGAACCUGAAUCAUCUUCUGAUAAAGAGAACCAUGUUGGAGAGGAGGUUGAGGUUUUCAGAGGAAACAGAAACAAUGCUUUUGUGGAGAAUGUUCCUGGUGAUGUUAUGAAUAGAAGAAAAAGUGAGCAGAGAAACAUGAAUCCUUUCAUUGCAUGGAAGGAUUCCAAGAUCUUCUCACCAGAAGUGGAUGACCAGUUUGUGUAUAAUGGAUGGGAUAAAUUUGCCAAACUCUCAGCCCAUGCCAAAGGAUUUCUAACGAGGUUAUUAAUGAAAACUGACAAGGUACAAGGCUUGAUAAAGACAGUCAAGGACACCAGAGAUGUGUUGGAAGAUAUAUGUAAAGAAGACACACAGUCUGUUCAGGAAAAGAUACUCAAAGAGAAUGUUGAGGGCCAUCUAAGAAUAGCAAGAGGUAGUCUACAUGACGUGUUCUUUAAGAUAUCUAUAAGGGAGAGAAUGUCCUACAUAGCCCAUUCAAGAGACCUAGCAAGAGCUAAAGAGGCUAAGUGCAGAAACACCAGGAGCUCUAUAGGCCAGUCAAGACUAUCUGCUGUCACUUUACGGGCAAUACAGAGAAGACAGGAAGGAUUAGAUACCUCUGUAACACAAACUGUAAAUUCAGAGGUGAAGCCAAAACCUGAACUGAAGGAAGAGAAGAAAAAGAAAACUUGGAACAUCAGGGUUCUAAAACCACAGCAGGGACAUACUUCUCCACCUCUACCUGACAGAGCAAGGUCUAAGAAGCCAAACUCCAGACCAGCCACAGCCCCAGAGAAACCUCUUAAUCCCAGGUUUCAAAAGGAUGAUGCUCUUAACCGACCCAAAACAACAGGUAAUACAUAUGGAAAACCUGAUAAGCCAUCCAGAUCUAGCUUGGGAGGUGGAUAUCAACCUCCAAAUAGACCAUCAAGACAAAGUAUUGGAAGUAUUACUAAACAACCCAAAGUUACGGCUCAACCAAGGGCAAAGAAACGACUGAGUCUACCAGAGAGUGCUCAACCAAGAAUUAAAGGACAUGUUACAACCAAAGAUGCAGUGCAGAGGCCUAAAAAAGCUUCAGAGGUGAAGAGAAGUUCAAGAACCUUGGCUGCAAACUUUUCGCAUUAACUGACAUAGGCUAAGAAUAUAUUAGUUAUGGUUGAACAUGUAGAUUGAUGUGACAACAGACUUGUACAUUGAAUACAAUGGAUAUGAAUUUAUCAGAGUAUUUAUCUAAAGGUGAGAUUACUAUUUAAAGGAAAACAUUAUAAGAGCUACAGAGUGAAUUUUGUAAGCCUUGAUUUAGUUUUCAUUUGCUAUUCAUCUGCAUGGCCUUGUCCUGGUACUUUUUGUAUACUUCCUUUAUUAGCUAACUUGGUAAGAGAAUGUUGUUGCAAGUGACAAUCUUUUGCCUUGGAUGCAAAAAUUUGUUCAAUUUUCUGGUGAAAGAUAAAAAUAAUUGUUACAGCAAUUUUCAAUAAGGUGUGAUGAGUCUGUCCAAUUUUUGACAAAAUUAAAAAGUUCUCAAUUUUUGUUUAAUAAUUUUCACCCAUAGGAAUUCUGAGGUUCUUUGUAAGCUUAAUAGAAACAUUGAACUUGUUUGUGGGACUCUUAAAAUGGUGUAGCAUUAAAUUGUCAAAUAUAUGCAAAAAGGUCUACUUUGUAAAAGUAACAUUUUUUAAAUAACUGAAAUACUACGUGUGCUUAGUCUGGUCAAAAACCUUUUGUUAAUUGUAUUUGUAAAAGUGUGGCAAUUUAUUUAUUAAAGAGCAUUUUUGGUGCAUUUUCAGUUUGUUUAUCAGUGUUGUAACCUUUGCAAGGAUGGGAGGACACCAGAAAAUUUUGUGAAAUGCUCACUUAUGACUUGUGACUUACAGACCUCUAACACCCUAAUGGGCUGUUGCAUCAGUAACCAGAUAGAAAGUGUAGCCUGUAAUGGCCAAAACUGACACUUGCCAGUCAUAAUG
Pocillopora verrucosa is the source of this 3588-nucleotide messenger RNA. RefSeq lists its product as uncharacterized. Lineage: Eukaryota; Metazoa; Cnidaria; Anthozoa; Scleractinia; Pocilloporidae. The record is from RefSeq and is a predicted model, not a curated record. Gene Ontology annotation, cellular component: centriole. Gene Ontology annotation, biological process: centrosome duplication; regulation of cytokinesis; centriole replication.